AGGCGUCAAUGUGAAAUUAUCAUUUCAUGUGAAUUUUUUUAUUCUAAUCUUUUGUGCGUUGCUCGUGGGUUGCGCUUGGGAAGUUGGGAUUGAGUUUCUUUAUUUCUAUAUUUUGAUUCUUUACUAACUUAGUAAAAACCGUACACAUCGUUUGUUCAUUACGAUAUUUUCUCUUAUAUACUUUUAGUAUUUUAUCUGAAAUAUUGUCUUGAAAUUGAUAAAAUGUCUUCAGUUCAGGCACCGAAACAAUGGCCGGCGCGUCCUGGUAUACAACACCAAAACAGCCAAAAUAAUGGUAUAAAUUCAAGCUUAACGCUCAAUCGUUCAAUUAACUUGUAUCCGUUGACGAAUUACACAUUUGGUACCAAAGAUCCAUUGUUUGAAAAAGAUGCGUCGGUGCCGGCAAGAUUUCAAAGAAUGCGUGAUGACUUUUCCAAAAUCGGCAUGAGGAGAUCAGUAGAGGGUGUCCUACUUGUUCACGAGCAUGGACUACCUCAUGUGCUCUUACUUCAGUUGGGGACAGCAUUCUUUAAACUACCGGGUGGGGAAUUGAACCAAGGGGAAGAUGAAAUAGAGGGGCUCAAGAGGCUGUUGACAGAGACCUUGGGCAGACAGGACGGUGUUAAACAGGAUUGGUUGAUAGAAGAUACUAUAGGUAACUGGUGGCGACCAAACUUCGAACCCCCGCAAUACCCAUACAUUCCACCCCACAUCACAAAACCCAAAGAGCAUAAACGACUCUUCUUAGUACAACUGCAAGAUAGAGCACUGUUUGCUGUGCCUAAGAACUAUAAGUUAGUGGCUGCGCCUCUGUUUGAGUUGUAUGAUAAUGCGCAGGGCUAUGGACCUAUUAUAUCAUCGCUCUCGCAAAGUCUAUGUCGGUUUAAUUUCAUUUAUAUGUAAGAUAAGAUUUGUAUUGAGAUUAUAAUAACCAGAGUGCUGGCAAGGAGGUUCAAUAACACUCCACAUCAAACCUUUAAUAUACCUACAGUCAGCUUAUCAAUAUUACCAAAUGGGUGACCUUUGAUCUAGAGCUAGGAGGAGAAACCUCGAUGAAACUCAGAAUUUGGACCGGUAUGAGGCCACACUCACACAUUCCUUUUAUAUUAACGUCAGUAUCAUAAUGGGUAAGAACCAUUGAGUCUCCACAUUGCUUUAUAAGGUUGGGAACAACUGUUAUAAUUCUAAAUAGUUUAUUUUUAAGAGAUAACCCUCACUUUUGGGUUUACCUAUACAAAUUAAAUUUCUAACCAAAAUUUAUGGACGAAGCGGCCUUUUGGGGUACCGUCCGAGCAUUCUUACCAACUGAGCCAACCGUCCGAGUGACGCAAUGACGGUAAAUCUGUGUAUAUCUUGUUAAAUGAGGUAAAUAUUGAAGUCCCUAUCACUUAGAAAUAACAAACUUUUAAGAUUUGAAAGAGCGACAUCUCAAGUCAAUUUCCUAAUAUGUAAUUGGGUUAACAGGUUAUCAACUAUAAAGUAAAUCAUGUAGAUGAAGCCACAACGUGAGAGUUGAACAAAGCAUACAUGAUUUUAUGACGAUACGUCACUCGAACGGUUAGCUCAGUUGGUUAGAUUUACGAUCCAUGUGUCACUUGGAUGAUAUUCCAGCCUUUAAUAUUCAAUUGGCUAAUCGACCUUGAUAUUUCAAUCACAUUCCUGCUUUUGGCAUUGUAUGAAUAGAUCUACGGAUCAUUUGUUGAUAUCUUUGACUAAUGUGCAGAUAAGCGUAUUCUAGAAUAAAUGGAUUUGGAAUAACGAUUGUCAUCAGCUACAUAUGAAAUAACUGAAGGAACCAACGUGCUUGUUAAGUGUUAAUUUAUUUAUUAAAAUAUACUUAAUUUUUUUUAUCAAGAAACUGCAGACGGUCUCUUGAGAAGCUUUAUUCUUCUUGACAGCACUCUUGUUAAUAUGACUUCAAUAGUUUGUAAUUCAAUAAAACUACCAUGGUGUAUAAUUAAACCCAAAUUGUUCAUUUAUUUGCAGCUUAUUACAUUGUAAUUUUGAUGGUGAGUUUUUUAAAUAUGAAUAGUUUCUAUUUACCGCGUUAAAAACCUUAAUCAAAUAAAGUUUAUACAAAAGUACGAAGUCGGAAUCUAUAUUUGCAGGCCACUAGGCUAAAGAUGAAAAAUAGCAGAGAAAAAUAUAUCUUUUUCAAUUGCAUUUCUAAAUAACACAUUUUUUUCUGGCCUUGGAUAUAUUGGUAUAAAUUCUAAUCCUUAGCUGUAAUUUUGAGACAUGCAUUAUUUGACAGAAUUAUUUGUCAUAUAAUAUUUGGAAGAGGUACCAAAAAAUGAGGUUUAAUGUGAGUAAAUUUAGACAACUAAAUGAACAUUACUUUAAAACUAAUAUUUUUUAAGCAACUGCUUAUAUUUCAGCAUUUUGGGUUUUAUUUUUAUAAAAAUAAAAGCUGCCAACCAAAGCUCGUGGGACGUAUAGUCAAAUUUGAGGACAUUUAAAACUGCAAAGAUUUGUAACUAGAAAAUCGAAAGCAAAUCCAAGUAGAAAGUACAUACAUAUGUACAUACAUAUACACAUUCAAAAAGGUUUUUACUAAACUUGCGAUUCCUUACAAGAAAAACUUCGUCACGUCUUAAACAAAAUAAAAUAAAAAUAAAAUUCGGUCAGUCAUUAUAAGUUUAGUAAAAAUCCAUGUGCCGUAAUUAGGUUUGCCAGUUUUUAUACUGGCGACCCUGAUUACGUCACUAUAGCGCAUUAACGCAUAUGACCGGAUGCGUGAGCGAGCCCGCUAUAUCGGCAAUACCGCUCCCACGUGUGUUGGAGGUUUUUAUAAUUUGUGUGUGGCGUUGAUUCAAACGCAAAAUGUAUGUAUUUUUAAGUUUACAUGAAAAUAGUGGAACGAAA
Molecule: messenger RNA, 2865 nt
Organism: Leptidea sinapis
Lineage: Eukaryota; Metazoa; Arthropoda; Insecta; Lepidoptera; Pieridae
Gene: Cpsf5
Product: cleavage and polyadenylation specificity factor subunit 5
Exons: 4
Coding region: 223-903 (226 amino acids)
Cellular component (GO): mRNA cleavage factor complex
Molecular function (GO): mRNA binding
Source: RefSeq, a predicted model, not a curated record